AUGUUCUGUGGUGGAGUCUUCAGACGCAAGAACUUUCCAAAGACUGCACAAGAACCAAUCGCUACACGGCGAAAUCCGGGAAAAGUAAAAGUACGCCAUACGGAGUUGCCAUUUAAGUUAUUAACCUUACGGAGUACACUUAUAUUAGAUUACUUCGAUCAGAAAAUUUUGGAAAAAUAUUCUACCACGUCCCCAUUUUUUUCGGCUCCCGAGUUCCUUUAUCUGUACAAAACUUCAAGUAUCAAGUCCAGAGUCCCAACUACUGAGAGCUUGAUGGUCGCCAGAAAAGUUCCAGUUACACGCAUUUACGUUUUCUUACCGCUUGCCGUCGCAAACUUACAGCAAGCAUUUAUGGUGGACAUCAUGAGGUGUGCGACUACAGCGGAACUCGGAGAAUUUCCCGGAAUCAAACUGUGUCCCGCCACAGAGUACACGCACGCACGCACUCACCCUCCUAGCAUCUACUUUGAUUUGCUCCAUAGCAUUCUUAAAAUUCAAGAUCAUUAUGAAGCAUAG
Messenger RNA from Sclerotinia sclerotiorum 1980 UF-70, 516 nucleotides. RefSeq lists its product with no specific name. The transcript is spliced from 2 exons. The record is from RefSeq and is a predicted model, not a curated record. NCBI's taxonomy places the organism in Eukaryota, Fungi, Ascomycota, Leotiomycetes, Helotiales, Sclerotiniaceae. Bases 1 to 516 code for a protein of 171 amino acids.